AUGGGAGGUCCCAAGGCACUCCGCGGCCACCAUGGCAAUACGAAGCAGGCUCUUCUCGCCUCCAUCGGUAUUAGUAUGGGAGGUUUACUCUACGGCCUUGACACCGGCAUCAUAGCAACAACAAUCAGCCAGUCCACCUUCAAAACGUACAUGUACGGAGGCUAUCAAGGCCCUCCCGCGCUCGUUGGCGGCAUCGUAGCCUCAUAUUAUGCCGGCGGCUGCAUCGGUGGCUUGCAGUCCGGCUGGCUGAUGGACAAAUGGAGCCGUCGAUACACUGUCCUCAUCGGCGCUGUGGUCAGUAUUCUCGGCGCGGCUUUGCAGGCGGCUGCCGUAAACCCGGGCAUGAUGAUCGCGGGACGCAUCUUCAGCGGGUGGUCGACGGGCGUCCUGUACUCCGUCACGCCAAUCUACCUCGCCGAGAUAUCUCCGCCUGAGAACCGUGGCUUCUUGGUCGGGCUGAAGGGCCUCACGAACGCCGGUGGUUUUUUCGUCGCCAACUGGAUUGGAUACGCGGGGUCAUUCGCGAGCGGGAAUGGGCAGUGGAGAAUUCCACUGGCGAUGCAGGCGCCGCCUGCAGUCGGACUUGGGCUAUUAGUGUUUGCCAUGCCGUUCAGCCCUCGAUGGUUGGUCAAACAGGAGCGUCAUGAGGAUGCGGUAAAGGUCCUUCGAAGACUCCACGGUGCCCGCGGCGAAGACUUUGUCCAGCGCCACUACGUUGAGAUCCGGGAUCAGCUUGCCCUCGAAGCCGACCUCCGUCGCCAAUCGUCUUUGAAGAUUCUUUUCACUCGACAGUACGCAAGGCGGAUGCUUCUUGCAUGUCUCAUCGUGAACAUGACGAAACUAUCGGGAUCUCAGGUCAUCCAGAACUACCAGAGCUUGAUGUACGCCGCCCUCGGCUUCAAAGGCCAAACGGUUCUUCUUAUUGCUGGAUGUUAUGGUACCAUGGGCAUUCUGGGGCAGAUUUUCAAUUUGAUCUGGGUGUCUGAUACCUGGUCUCGUCGAAAGACAAUGUGUACGGGAACAGCUUCACUCGCGGCCACUCUCGCAAUUCUGUUGGCCCUAUCAAAGUACUACCCCGACGACCGAAACUUGGCAGGGAGUUCAGCCGGUGUAGCCUUCAUCUUCAUCUUCUCCUUCUUGUAUGCCGUCUUCUUCAACAGCACGAACUGGGUGCUGGUCUCGGAAAUCUUCCCGCUGCAUCUGCGAGGGACUGGGGUCGGGUUUGCCAUCUUCACCCAGGCUGUGACUGCCAUCUGGUUGAGCCAGGUCUCGCCCCUGGCCUUUGAGGCGCUAGAGUGGAAGUUCUACUUCAUCUUCAUCGCCACGAAUGUCUCGGCUGGUCUAGUCUACUACUUAUUUCUGCCUGAGACUAAUCAACUUAGUCUGGAGCAGAUUGCAGCUGUCUUUGGUGACGCGGCGGUGGAGGGAAACAUGGGACAGAAGGAUAUUGAUGAUAAGUCGGAGGCGAUUGAACUUGAGAAAUAG
Messenger RNA from Colletotrichum aenigma, 1485 nucleotides. RefSeq names its product Quinate permease (gene qa-y-3). Gene Ontology annotation, cellular component: membrane. Lineage: Eukaryota; Fungi; Ascomycota; Sordariomycetes; Glomerellales; Glomerellaceae. The transcript is spliced from 4 exons. Gene Ontology annotation, biological process: carbohydrate transport; transmembrane transport. Gene Ontology annotation, molecular function: carbohydrate:proton symporter activity. Bases 1 to 1485 code for a protein of 494 amino acids. The record is from RefSeq and is a predicted model, not a curated record.